This is a messenger RNA of Dalotia coriaria, 1276 nucleotides long. RefSeq names its product mitochondrial ribosomal protein S29 (gene mRpS29). The coding region runs from base 77 to 1228 and encodes 383 amino acids. NCBI's taxonomy places the organism in Eukaryota, Metazoa, Arthropoda, Insecta, Coleoptera, Staphylinidae. Gene Ontology annotation, molecular function: structural constituent of ribosome. Gene Ontology annotation, cellular component: mitochondrial small ribosomal subunit; mitochondrial ribosome. Gene Ontology annotation, biological process: apoptotic process. The transcript has 2 exons. The record is from RefSeq and is a predicted model, not a curated record.
AUUUUUUUUAUUUCCGCCAUGCGAUUUUAUACUUUUGAGGUUAGUACACAACAAAUCUCUCUGAAUCAGCCUCAAAAUGUUGAAAAUUACUAAGUUUCUCGUAAAAAACAGCGUGAAUUCAACACCGUCCAAAAGUUAUUCUAUAGCUGCAGUUGCCCAACGAAAAAUCGACAUAUUCCGGACGAAUGAACAAAAUCCAUUGAAGCAUAACCCAUCUCAAAGUGCACAGUUUUACAAAAUUGAUCCUGAGGUACGAAAACAACUGUUUCAGCAUGGAGGCAUUCCCAAAUCCUUUGACAUUCAGACAAAAACAUUUGCUGAAACAUGCCUGAUGAUCAGAGAACCAGCUCUGGAUGUUAUAAACUGCAUGAAUAGAAUUGAUUACAGCAAACCACCAGUCAAGUUUGUUUUGUAUGGUGAUAAAGGUGUAGGAAAAUCACUCACUCUUGCACAUUUAAUUCACCAUGCCUAUGAAAGUGGACACUUUGUUGUUCAUGUACCUUGGGUAGGACAAUGGAUGAGGUCUUGCAAAGAAUAUAGUAAUUCAGAAAGCAAAGAAGGAUAUGUGGAUUUAAAUAUUGAUGCUGCAGCCUGGCUGCAUCACAUUAAGGUACAAAAUGCUCACUUUUUAAGUAAACCAGAGUUUGUUACAUCACAAACAUAUCAAUGGAGUAAAAGAGAAGCAACUGAAAAGGGUGCUUCAUUGGUGGAACUAAUUGAUCAUGGAAUUAAUAGGAUAAAAUAUGCAUGUGACACAAUCACUGCACUUGCUGAGGAAAUUAAAGUCUUGUCCAAAAGUGGUGUUUGUAAAACUUUUGUUGCUAUUGAUGGGUACAAUGCAUUUUUCUACCCAUAUACUAGAGUAUUCACUGAGAAGAAGGAAAGGGUGGCACCUGCUAAAAUUACAAUAACUGAAGGCUUCCUGAAUUUAACAAAAACCGACUGGAAUAAUGCUGUUUGUGUACUGACUGUGGAUGAGAUUGCAAUUGCUGAGGAAGAUCACAAGUCACCUCUACCCAGAUAUCUGUUGGGAAAGGAGGGCUUUGAACAUCUUGACCCAUUUGUACCUAUUCAAGUGACAAGCUAUAAUCCCAAAGAGUUUGUAAGUUGCAUGGAAUAUUAUAGAGAAAGAAAGUGGGUGCAACCAGUUGCAGGAAUGGAUGAAGAAUUGGCGUUUAUAAGUGGUUCAAAUCCUUAUAAAUUAAUGAAUUUGUGUGCACCAUUGUAAAUAUUUCAUAGCAUUUGUAAGUUCAUACAAUAAAGUGUUAUAACUUUA